Molecule: messenger RNA, 1393 nt
Organism: Spea bombifrons (plains spadefoot toad)
Lineage: Eukaryota; Metazoa; Chordata; Amphibia; Anura; Pelobatidae
Gene: ELOVL2
Product: ELOVL fatty acid elongase 2
Exons: 8
Coding region: 131-1021 (296 amino acids)
Biological process (GO): fatty acid elongation, polyunsaturated fatty acid; fatty acid elongation, saturated fatty acid; very long-chain fatty acid biosynthetic process
Cellular component (GO): endoplasmic reticulum; endoplasmic reticulum membrane
Molecular function (GO): fatty acid elongase activity
Source: RefSeq, a predicted model, not a curated record
UAGCGGAUACAUUCCUGUAACCCAGAGCGCUGAGCAGCAGCGCCCGAUCGAGAUACCCUGGACAGCGCUCACUCUCCCUGUACCCACAGACAGUGCCAGGGCUGCUGCCAGCAGGAAUACUCACGCUGACAUGGAACACAUACAGACGAUAGACCGAGAAGUUAAUGUCUUUGUGGAGUAUUUGUUUGGACCAAGAGAUCCUAGAGUCAAAGGAUGGUUUAUGCUGGACUCCUACUUACCAACGUUUCUUCUGAGUGUGCUAUAUUUAAUUUUCAUAUGGUUGGGGACCAAAUAUAUGAAGGACAGACCAGCGUUCUCACUCAGGGGUCAUCUAAUUGUUUACAAUCUUGGAGUUACCUUGCUUUCCUUGUACAUGUUAAUAGAACUUAUUCUUUCAACAUGGGAAGGAGGAUAUAAUUUACAGUGUCAGAACCUGGACAGUGCAGGGGAAGCAGACAUUCGGGUAGCCAAGGUGCUAUGGUGGUACUACUUCUCCAAAGCAAUUGAGUUCAUGGACACAGUUUUCUUUGUUCUUCGGAAAAAGAAUAGCCAGAUUACAUUCCUUCAUGUUUACCACCAUGCCACAAUGUUUAAUAUAUGGUGGUGCGUCCUGAACUGGAUUCCAUGUGGACAGAGUUUCUUUGGGCCCACACUGAAUAGUUUCAUCCACGUCCUCAUGUACUCAUACUACGGCUUAUCAGUUAUUCCAUCUAUGCACAAAUAUCUGUGGUGGAAGAAGUAUCUCACUCAGGCACAACUGAUCCAGUUCUUACUCACUAUUACGCAUACUCUUAGUGCAGCGGUUAAACCUUGUGGGUUUCCAUUUGGCUGCUUGAUGUUCCAGUCAUCAUACAUGACAACACUGGUCAUUCUAUUUGUUAACUUUUAUCUGAAGACAUACAGGAAGAAAGCUUACAAAAGUGGCCCAAAUGGAACGGAAGCACUUACAGAACAGAAGAAUGGAUAUCAUAAAGACUUAGCCUAUGCCAGCAAUGGGGUUCUGCAUAAGAAGGAAAACUAGCUGAUCCUAUCAAAUUGAAUGAUGAUUAAACACACAAUCCCCGUUUAAAACAGUGUUAAAACAUGCUGAUAGCCUUCAAAGAAACGUAAAAACAAAUAAUCAUCCAAACUCUAUUAAUGUGUUGACAUGUAGGUUUUGACAAAUUGAAACCUGAGGUUCUGUUGUCAGGUUGCCACAAUAACUAUCAUAAUACAGAACUGUAGUCCAGAAAAUGCCUUAUUACCCUCCUGCUAAAAUCCUUUACAUUUUUAAAAGUUUAACUGUGAUAUAGGGCUUUAUAUGUACUAAAAUUCUUAAUUAUUUGGAAAAGACUUGCUUUAUGUUACUGCCCAAUUGACCAAAUCCUGGACAUAAAGAAAUGGUUCAAUUGUU